Molecule: messenger RNA, 2053 nt
Organism: Cannabis sativa
Lineage: Eukaryota; Viridiplantae; Streptophyta; Magnoliopsida; Rosales; Cannabaceae
Product: laccase-17
Exons: 6
Coding region: 98-1828 (576 amino acids)
Biological process (GO): lignin catabolic process
Cellular component (GO): apoplast
Molecular function (GO): copper ion binding; hydroquinone:oxygen oxidoreductase activity
Source: RefSeq, a predicted model, not a curated record
UCAACACACACCCACUCAAUUGGAGCUACCUAGCUAUAGCUAAAUUUCAAAGCUAACAUACAUAUAUAUAUAAAGAUAUAUAAAUAUAUAUAAAAAAAUGGGUGCUACACUCUGUUCAUCAUUAUUAUCAAUCCCAAAGAUAUAUCUCUUCAUUUUUGUAACUUUGUCAUGCAUUACUGAAUAUGCAUUUGCAGCAACCAGGCACUACAACUUUGAAAUCAAACUACAAAAUGUAACAAGACUUUGCCACACUAAGAGCAUUGUCACAGUAAAUGGGCAGUUUCCUGGACCUCGAAUUAUAGCUAGGGAGGGUGAUCGUCUCCUUAUCAAAGUGGUCAACCAUGUCCAAAACAAUAUUUCCAUUCAUUGGCAUGGUAUUAGACAACUUCGAACUGGGUGGGCUGAUGGGCCUGCAUAUGUGACCCAAUGCCCAAUUCAAACAGGCCAAAGUUAUGUGUAUAAUUACACUAUUAUAGGACAGAGAGGCACUCUUUUCUGGCAUGCCCAUAUAUCAUGGCUCAGAGCUACUCUUUAUGGUCCCAUAAUUAUUCUUCCAAAGCGUGGCAUUCCUUACCCUUUUCCUAAACCUUACAAACAAGUUCCCAUUAUAUUUGGAGAGUGGUGGAAUGUUGAUCCUGAAGCAGUUAUUAGCCAGGCCUUGCAAACUGGUGGAGGCCCAAAUGUAUCAGAUGCUUAUACUAUAAAUGGGCUUCCAGGCCCAUUGUAUAAUUGUUCAACUAAAGAUACAUUCAAGUUGAAGGUGAAGCCAGGAAAGACUUAUCUCCUUCGUUUGAUUAAUGCUGCACUUAAUGAUGAAUUAUUUUUUAGUAUUGCUAACCAUACUCUAAAAGUGGUUGAUGUUGAUGCUAUUUAUGUUAAACCUUUUCAAACUAACACCAUUCUCAUAGCCCCUGGACAAACCACUAAUCUUCUUUUAACCACCAAAUCUCAUGUCCCAAAAGCCAAAUUUCUCAUGCUAGCAAGGCCAUAUGUCACGGGUCUAGGCACCUUUGACAACUCCACCGUUGCAGGAAUACUUGAGUAUGAAACCCCAUUACCAAUGAAGAAACUUCAACUCUUAAAACCAAUGUUGCCUGCUCUAAAUGACACUUCAUUUGCAGCCAAAUUUUCCAACAAACUUCGAAGUUUGGCCAAUUCUCAAUUCCCAGCUAAUGUCCCUCAAAAGGUUGACAAACAUUUUUUCUUCACAGUUGGGCUUGGAACAAGUCCAUGUAAUAGUAACAAAACAUGUCAAGGGCCUAAUGGGACAAUGUUUGCAGCUUCAAUCAACAAUGUUUCUUUUGUACUUCCAAACAAUUCAGCCCUUUUGCAAGCCCAUUUUUCAGGUCAAUCAAAAGGGGUUUAUAGUCCUUACUUUCCAAGUAGUCCUAUAAUUCCAUUUAAUUACACUGGAAAUCCUCCAAAUAAUACAAUGGUGGGAAAUGGGACUAAGUUAGUGGUUCUUCCAUUUAACACAAGUGUGGAGUUAGUGUUGCAAGAUACAAGCAUUCUUGGUGCUGAAAGUCAUCCUCUCCAUCUCCAUGGAUUUAACUUUUUUGUGGUUGGACAAGGCUUUGGCAAUUUCAAUCCAAAUAAAGAUCCAAUGAAGUUCAAUUUGGUUGACCCUGUCGAAAGAAAUACUGUGGGUGUUCCAUCCGGGGGAUGGGUUGCCAUAAGAUUUUUAGCAGAUAAUCCAGGUGUGUGGUUUAUGCAUUGUCACUUGGAGAUCCACACAAGUUGGGGACUAAAAAUGGCUUGGUUGGUCUUAGAUGGGGAAUUACCCAAUCAAAAAUUGCUUCCACCACCAAUUGAUCUUCCCAAAUGUUGAUUUAUAUUCUCACCAUCACUUAUUCAACAUUUAUUUUAAGAGUCUUGUUUCUUUAAAUUUUGUCAAACACUUUAAAUUAUUCUUUUUGAAUAAUUUUUUGUCCACAUGCAUGUAGUUCAUUGAUAUGGAGAGUCAAAAAAAUAAUGAAAGAGAAUUUGUUUAUUAUGUGAGGUUGAAUUAGCCAAGAAAGGCUCAAUAAAAUUGGCAAGAAAGAUAUUUAGAUCA